GUAUCAAUUCAGGGUAAGUACCUUGAUCAAGGGUACUACAGCAGGAGGUGGGUUUCGGACCUGCUGCCCACUGCUGUCGCUUAACUCAACAGACUAGCAGUUCAGUAGAAAAAUAGUGAAGGUGAAGGCUUUUGAUCUUUCGGCUUUAUUCGUAACUGGCCUCGAAUCCUCCCUCUGCAAGAAACUUUUGUCUUGAUCGCUUAAACCCUACUUCUCUUGGCUGACUCCCAAAAUAAAGUGGUCAAGGAAAAAUUAAGAAAAUGACUGCUGCAUACCAACAGCAACAAAAACAGACUGAUGUCAACAAAGAGGUACCGAUUCUGAAACACACAAACCGCAAGUUACAAAGAGAAUGUAAUUCAGCUGCUACCACAUAUGAUGAUGUGUACCAUGCUGAGCAAGAGUAUGGUGUUCCCAGGAGGAAGGCCUAUGGGGUAGGCAAGGUGUUUCCACUGAAGCCAGUUCACCAUAAAAGAACGUACAGCCUAAUCAAAAUUCCACUGGCCAGCAGUCAUACAAAAAUUUUGGAACCUUUGGAAGCAACGAGGUUCCCCCCUAUUUCUCCAUUACUGCCUCCAGAUUGCCCACGCAUGUCCAGGGAAAAAGUUUCAAGCAGGUUUUCUGGGCGAAGGGUCCCACUGGAUCAGGUAACCCUACCUCCCAUGCACUGCUCUCUUGCAAAGGCCUCCAAGUGGAGGAAAGGGGGUGCAGCUCAGGCAAAGCAGUGGGAGUCAGAGAGGGGGGAUAAGGAGGGGGAGGACCAGAACCAGGCAUGGCUGGCCAAGGACAUUCGUAGGAGAGAGAUCGCCCUGCAGGAGAAGCUCCAGAGGACACAGGAGGCGCUCAAGAGGAUCUGGAUGGAGAGGGAGAUUUCUGCUGAAAAGAAGGCAGAAAACAGAACAGAAGAGGAGAAAGGAAAGAUAAAGCGGUUGAUGGAAAGGGAAGAGAGAGAGUACAAAAAGGUAGAAUCAUCGCAGUAUGACAUUUGGGAGAGUGAACGAUGGGGGUCUGAAGUGGAGAGAAAUGAAAGGGAGUACAGAGAGCGGAAAAAGCGGGAGAAGUCAAAGGAAGGACAUUUGGAGAGGCAAAGGAGGCUACUGGAGGCAGAUUUAAGGAAUGAGAGGACAGUGAUGGAAAAGCAAUGGGAGAGAGAAAGGAGGGAGGAAGCAGAAGAACACGAGUCAGAGAGAGCGGAGAGGAGACAGAGGACAAGGAGAAGAGCACGGAGGGAGGACGACGGGGAAAGCAGACCAAGGGGUAGUAAAAAGGGAGAGUGGGAAAGGGAGAGGGCAAAUGACAGGGGAAAUGGGAACACCAGGAAGCAGGUGAGGGAUGUUCAGAAAGAUAUGAUGGAGAGAGGGUGGGAGACCGACCAGGAGGGAACGCAAACAAAGCGCAGCAAGCCGAGGCAACAGGAGGUUCUCCAGGGAAGAGAUUCCCCCAGCAGCAGUAGCGGCAAAUGCCACUCUCCCUGGCGAGCUGCAGAAGACUCACCCAUGAGCGCUGAACUUCUGGCCAAGGAAACUCUCAAACUGGCAGAAACAGGACCAAGCAACAUAGAGUGGGAAACAAAGAGGGAGGAGGUCAACCUGAUCCCUUGCAGUCUCUGCCAAAGGAACAUUCUUGCUGAGAGACUUGAGAGCCACAAGCGGGUUUGCAAGAAGAGGCAAGAGUCAAAGCCGAAGCUGUUUGACUCCUUCAAGCAACGGGCCAAAGGCACUGCUCUCGAGGAGUUUAUAAAACACAAUAAGAGCAGCGACAAAACCAGAGAGAUGAAAAAAAGCGAGAGGCUGGAGAAGCAGAAGAUGAUCAAAAACAUCCAGCAGGGCAGUCUGCCGGGUGACGGCACACUUCAGCCCCAGCCACCCCCUGACACCUAUGUGAACUAUGUGACAUGUCCUCACUGCAGGCGCCGCUUUGACCCCCGGACCGCCGACAGACACAUCCCAAAGUGUCAGUUCAACAAGAACCUGCCCACACCCCGCCAACGGAGACUCUAAGUCCAUGUUAGAAGUCCCCUCACCUUGUGAUUUAACACAGCAUUCAUUCAGACCUAUGGCAUGCUGUAGCUGUGAAAAGUAUGAGCCAAAUGAAGAAACAUUAUUACCAAUAUUUCUCUGGGGGAAAUACAUUCAGUGCUCCUUGGAGGGCCUGCAAAUGAAUAAAACUCAAACUUUCAGCAAAAACUGAAGCUUUAAUUUGCUCGAGGCACCAGGAGAAGGUUGCUUUGUAUGUUCAAGACAUGGGUACAAAUGGUCAAGAUUUCAAAAAUUGUGACAAAGGUCUUAGCAGCUGUAGGAGUAGAGAAUGGGCAUGCUGCGUGGACACCCUUGUAGCUGUCCAACACUAAGCAGCUAGAGAGAAGAGAUUAGAAAAGGGGGGAGAUUUUUAAAAAAAUAAAAAAAAAAUAAAAAACACCCCAGGCCUUUGAGAGACAGCGAUAGUCAUAUACAGAAACAGACAUGUAAAUGAGACAUUGCAAAAUUAGCAAUACUUACUUAGCUAAUAAGUAAUACCAUAUAUCUCCCUUCACCCCCUUGGGAAAUUGGGGCCUGUGGAAUUGGUACAGAAGGCAGCAGAUACAGAGGUAGAAACAUGUAUAUGACAUCAUGUCAUGGUUAAUAAGGUUUGUCUGAUUCAAUAUAAAACCAAGGGAGUGUAGCCUCUUUCAGCAUUUAAAUUAAUAUCACAUACAUCGUAUUAUGCAAACAUCUGCAUUAUAUACGAAAUGUAAAUGUAAACUGAAUGCAUUUAGGAAGAAACAUCAAUAGUCAAAUUUGCUGAAGAUUGUUUACACAUGGGUUCAAAUGUAACACUGCCUGAAGUGCCAGCAGUUCCUUAGUUUACAUUAGGCAUAAACCAAAACAAAAUGUGUAAAGGUACACUUUACAUAAAGCUCAGCACUCAACCCUUCUGCCGCUGCAUAUGAAACAAGUUACCAAACAUGCAUUACCUUUGUCAUUGCAUCUACAAACUGAGGCUCAAUACACACUUGAGCACACCUGAAAUAUGCAUUUGUUAUAUAUAAGUAACCUCCAAAAAAAUCCAAGGUUAACAAAGCAGGUAAAUUACUUGGACUAUGGCAAUUUUUCCCUUACAUGCCUUGCUAAUAAAUCUCUCAGUGAGGUUCACGUGGCAAUCUCUCAAUGAUAUAAAGAACGCUAUAAAACUAAUAUUCAACUGUAGGUGAAAAAAAGACAAUACAGUUCAAACUACAAUGUCAUGCGAAGUCUUGGUUACAUCCACAGUAUUGUAAUUUGCCUAAAAAAGUCCAAAUACACCGGGAUUAAUAGAACAAAACACGAAAAUACAGAGAAAAACAAACAAAUGGUAUACAUCACAAUGUUAAAGGCACAUGCUUUGAUUAAAAUAUUCCAUAACAUAAGGACAUAAGCACUUGUUGACUUCAUACUAGAAAAGAAUGACUCUAAGCUUGUUAAAAAUACAAAACCUGAAAUUCAGGCACAGGCAUGCAGCUGCAGGAAUAUGCAACUUUAAUCUUUGGAUGAAAAAAACAGAUCUCAGUAAAGGCACUUUCACAAGUUGUGAUCCACACUGGUUCCUAAAUUUAGAAAACUGCCAAGGACAAAAAAAGACAAAAAUAAAAACUCAGUAGUACAACUGCAUUUUCAUGGCACUUGACAUACGACAGCCACGCUGUGCAUUAUUUCACAAAUCUUACCCACACUGUGUCAGACACAGUACAGUGUCCAUACAGUAAGUUGCUCAUAUAAAAUAAAGAAACCUAAUGAAAUCGAUAUGCAGAUUUGCAUUUUCAGAGUACGCCAAGGAGGACCCCAAUAGUGCAUGAUGUGAACACCUUAUAAUGUACAUUUGGGGGGGAGAAACCACCAUUUUUUCCCCAUAUAAAAAAAUAUAACCUUUGCAGAAAUGUCUUUGGUAAAAUUGGGCACUUAUGUGGUAGAAAAGAUUUUUCCUUUUCUAUAUAUAAUAAAAUACAUCUGCCCCCCCUUUAAAUCUUGCAUGAAAUUACAUGUGACUGCAGAAGUUUUCCCCCACCAGGUCCAGUGUGAGUAGAUUGAUCCAUUUCAGACUUUGUUCACUUCUAUAAUAAUGGCACUGAAAUCAACCAGGUCUGGUGUUCCUACACAAAUGCAAUGCAGAUUUAAAAAAAAAAAAA
This is a messenger RNA of Scleropages formosus (Asian bonytongue), 4141 nucleotides long. Its product is annotated as zinc finger, C2HC-type containing 1C. The record is from RefSeq and is a predicted model, not a curated record. Bases 261 to 2000 code for a protein of 579 amino acids. The transcript is spliced from 3 exons. NCBI's taxonomy places the organism in Eukaryota, Metazoa, Chordata, Actinopteri, Osteoglossiformes, Osteoglossidae.